Messenger RNA from Rotaria sordida, 954 nucleotides. NCBI's taxonomy places the organism in Eukaryota, Metazoa, Rotifera, Eurotatoria, Philodinida, Philodinidae. The record is from the annotation of a GenBank genome assembly.
AUGGCAAAACGUAUUCUAUUCAUUGGUCCAACUGGUUCAGGUAAAUCAACACUAAUUAAUGCAUUAUUCAAUAAUGAUAUUAAGAAAGAAUCUUUGUCAAAACCUGCUGUAGCUAACGAUACGUCUUCUGGUGUCACAUCUACUUUUACUACUUAUUAUGAUUUCCCAAGUUAUGCCUAUACAGAUUCUAUUGGUUUCGGUGAUAAUCGGUUUGAUCAUAAUCAAAUUUUUCGUUCUUUAAAAUGCGUCAUUAAACAAUCCAUGGUUGGCUAUAAUCGAAUUUAUUUGUGUUUGAGAUAUGGGCGUAUGUCAAAUUAUAUACGUUAUUAUAUUGAAUUUUUAACAGCAGUAUUUGACCAAGGUAUCCUAGAUUACUGUACACUUGUCUUUACACAUUGUAAAGAUAAAUCAAUGACGACACAAUUGUAUCUAGAAAAAAAUAAAGAUGAUCAAGAUAUGUGUGGUAUAAUAAACAAAGUCCACAAUGUUGUCUUUGGCGAUAACAAUGUAGAUGAUGAUGAAGAAGUCGAUAAAAUUCUACUGGUUAGAAGAGAAAAUUUUUUAGGCCAAAUUAAAGCUGAUAUUAAUGAAUCAAAUGAACAGUAUUAUAUACCACGUCCAACUGAUUUUAUAGAGUGGAUUACUCGCAUCAAUUACAUAUUUAAGAAACUUAUACUGAAUUCGACAUCGCUUUUUAGGCUAGGUGCAGCAACUGUACAUGCAAUUACGCACGGCGAGAUAAAAUCUCUAGCAAAAUUCUUUGAAACAGAGAACUGCGUAAAAUACGAAGAAUACUAUGGUGAAUGUCCAAUAUGUUUGGAUUCAAUGUGGUCGAAAGAUGCAACUAUAACAAAAUGUCAUCACGUCUUUCAUCAACAAUGUUUGCUGCAACUUCUAACACCAAUAUGUCCUAUAUGUCGUGAAAACAUUAAUCUAUCUGAGGAGAAGAAAUAA